Seminavis robusta is the source of this 1441-nucleotide messenger RNA. NCBI's taxonomy places the organism in Eukaryota, Bacillariophyta, Bacillariophyceae, Naviculales, Naviculaceae. The record is from the annotation of a GenBank genome assembly.
GCACAAUCUGGAAUCUGUCUCACAAAUCCAAACCAAGCACAAACAACAAACAAACAAACAAGCAACUACAAACAUGAAACUCGCCUUUGCCACUUUCCUCCUCACUGCCGCCAAGGCCAAUGCCUUUGCUGUCAGCCCCCCUGGAGGUGCGGGGGCGUCGUCCACUUCCACCAGCCUUCCAGCGACAAUGAAGGCGUUUGUCCUACACGAAGCCGGACCAGCAUCGAAUCUCAAGCUGGAAGACGUUCCAGUGCCCACUGAUAUCGGUGAUGAUGAAGUAUUGAUAGCUACAAAAGCUAUAUCCAUCAAUCCAGUGGACUACAAAUGCCGUCAAAUGGACCCUGUGCUGACCAUGGUCCUAAAAACGGAAGAACGCCCCGUUAUCUUGGGAUGGGACGUGGCCGGCAUCGUAGAAAAGGUCGGAAGCAAGGUGGAUUCUCACAAAAAAGGCGACAAAGUUUUUGGAAUGGUACAGUUUGUAGGCCACGGCAAGGGGUAUGCCGAAUAUGUUGUGGCUCCAGCGUCUCAUGUAGUCACCAUGGCAUCCAACCAAAGUUUCCAAGAAGCAGCGGCAACAACGUUGGCCGCCUUGACGCCACUGCAAGCCAUGGAAUCACGUGUCAAGGCAGGGGACACUGUCUUGAUUCAUGCCGGAUCGGGUGGCACGGGCCACUUUGCUAUCCAAGUUGCCAAGGCAUUGGGCGCUGGAAAGGUAAUCACCACCAGCUCCGCCAAGAACAAAGAUUUUUGCAUGAAAAUGGGCGCUGAUGAGCACAUUGACUAUCGAGCAGUCAAGUUUGAGGAAGUCGCCAAGGACGUGGACUUUGUGCUAGAUGGAAUGGGAGGUGAAACCUUGGAGCGAAGUCUGAAAGUGCUAAAGGAAGGCAGUGGCAAGGUUGUAUCGUUGCCCACCCCGGAUUUCCCAGAGAGUGUGACAAACUAUGCCAAAGAACACGGCUUGACUGUGGAAUUCAUCAUGGUUCAGUCAGGUUCCAAGGACAUGACAACACUACGCGACAUGACCGAAAAGGGACAACUCAAAGCCCAUGUCAGCCAAACCUUGCCCUUUGAAGAAAUGCCCAAAGCACACGAACAGCUGGAGACGGGACGAACUGUUGGCAAGAUUGUCUUGGUAAAGGAAUAGAUACUUUUGGUUGCUAAGUUAGCAGCGGAUUGCUUGACCUUCUAGAAACCAAGGAGUGCAUAGCUAGGUACGGUAGAUGGCGACGUCUGGAAGCAAGCAUGGUUGGCCCUACCGCACAUCAUCGACUAUGAAAUAUACGUGUAUGUGUAAAUCUAAAGUAUACCAGCGACAUGCAUCCGGGUAGCUGGAUAGUUUACGCAUUGUGUACAUGCCGUUCCGAUCUUCUACUCCCCGCAAGUUCCCACCUCAGAUUGUCGCCACUUCUUUAGACGUAUGGGCAGGGUACGGUAGCGAAUA